Messenger RNA from Haemonchus placei, 423 nucleotides. NCBI's taxonomy places the organism in Eukaryota, Metazoa, Nematoda, Chromadorea, Rhabditida, Trichostrongylidae. The record is from the annotation of a GenBank genome assembly.
AUGCAUUUUCUUACGAAGCUUCUUCUCUGCGCGCUAAUAGGAUUCAGCUUUGCAUUUCGUAAACAGGGGGUAGCCGUCAAAGGACGGCUUAUGUGUGGAGGAAUACCCCUGAGAAAUGCCAAAGUGAAAAUUUACGAUUUGGACAGGAAUCCCGGAGACAGUGACGAUUUAUUGGAUGAGAAUUUUACCGACAAGGAUGGCCGGUUUGCCCUAACUGGUACGACUCGUGAAUUGACCGACAUCGAACCAGUACUCUACAUUUAUCAUGACUGUGAGGAUGGAAUAAGACCAUGCCAGAAACGAAUCACCGUCGAUGUGCCAAAGCGCUUCAUUCAUAGAGGAAGGCCAACAGAUUGGAUGGAUGUGGGAACGAUGGAACUCUCUAUGACGUAUCCUAAUCAAGAUCGUAGUUGUGACAACUGA